GGGCUGCCCCGAGGCCCCGCCCCUCGGUGCGGCUGGCGCGCCGGCGGCUGCCCCGGGUCUCCGGGCAAACUUGCCUCAGCCAGGCGGGGAGCGGAGCUUCCUCCCUGCCGGUCCUUCCGCCCCCUGCCUCCGCGGCUCCGAGGCGAGCGAGGGGGCGAGCGGAAGGUGCGCGGAAGCCCAGAGCCGCGACGUGGCCGGCGGGAGCUGCGGCAGUCGGGGUCGCCGGCGCGGGCCAUGUCGCUGUGGGGGGAGCCGCUGCAGGCCCCGCCGCCCCCGGCCUCGCAGCCGCUUCUCGCCGCGCCCUCGGGGCCGCCGUUGGCUCCUCUGGCCGGCGCGACCCUCAACCGCCUGCGGGAGCCGCUGCUGCGGAGGCUCAGCGAGAGCCUGGACCGGGCGCCCGAGGGCCGGGGCUGGAGGAGGCUGGCCGAGGUGGCGGGCAGUCGGGGGCGCCUGCGGCUCAGCUGUCUGGACCUGGAGCAGUGUUCACUUAAAGUACUGGAGCCUGAAGGAAGCCCGAGCCUGUGUUUACUGAAGCUAAUGGGUGAAAAAGGCUGCACGGUCACAGACUUGAGCGACUUCCUGCAGGCUAUGGAACACACUGAAGUCCUCCAGCUUCUCAGUCCUCCAGGAAUAAAGAUCACUGUAAACCCAGAAUCAAAGGCAGUCUUGGCUGGACAGUUUGUGAAACUGUGUUGCCGGGCAACUGGACAUCCUUUUGUACAAUAUCAAUGGUUCAAAAUGAAUAAAGAGAUUCCAUACGGAAAUGCCUCAGAACUUAUUUUUAACACAGUGCAGGUAAAAGAUGCAGGCUUUUAUGUCUGUCGCGUUAAUAAUAAUUUCACCUUUGAAUUCAGCCGGUGGUCACAGCUGGAUGUUUGUGACAUCGCAGAAGUAACAGAAAGCUCUCAGAGAAGUGUGGAUGGCGUCUCUGAGUCCAAGUUGCAGAUCUGUGUUGAGCCAAGGUCCCAAAAGCUGCUGCCGGGCAGCACGUUGAUUCUGCAGUGUGUUGCUGUGGGAAGCCCUAUUCCUCACUACCAGUGGUUCAAAAAUGAGUCACCCUUAACACAUGAGACAAAAAAGCUCUACAUGGUGCCCUAUGUGGAUUUGGAACAUCAGGGAACCUAUUGGUGUCGUGUGUAUAAUGAACGAGACAGUCAAGAUAGCAAGAGGGCAGAAGUCAUCAUAGGAAGAACAGAUGAGGCAGUGGAGUGCACUGAAGAUGAAUUAAAUAAUCUUGGGCAUCCUGAUAAUAAAGAUCAAACAACUGACCAAACUUUGGCAAAAGACAAGGUUGCUCUUUUGAUAGGAAACAUGAAUUACAGGGAGCACCCUAAGCUGAAAGCUCCUUUGGUGGAUGUGUAUGAAUUGACCAACUUACUAAGGCAGCUGGAUUUCAAAGUGGUUUCCCUGCUGGAUCUUACUGAAUAUGAGAUGCGUAAUGCUGUGGACGAAUUCUUGCUGCUCCUAGACAAAGGAGUGUACGGGUUAUUAUAUUAUGCAGGACAUGGUUAUGAAAACUUUGGGAACAGCUUUAUGGUCCCUGUUGAUGCACCAAAUCCAUAUAGGUCUGAAAAUUGUCUGUGUGUACAGAAUAUACUGAAGUUAAUGCAAGAAAAGGAAACUGGGCUCAAUGUGUUCUUGUUGGAUAUGUGUAGGAAAAGAAACGACUACGAUGAUACCAUCCCGAUCCUGGACGCACUGAAAGUCACUGCCAACAUUGUGUUUGGAUAUGCCACGUGUCAAGGAGCAGAAGCUUUUGAAAUCCAGCAUUCUGGAUUGGCAAAUGGAAUCUUCAUGAAAUUUUUAAAAGAUAGAUUAUUAGAAGACAAGAAAAUUACUGUGUUACUGGAUGAAGUUGCAGAAGAUAUGGGUAAAUGUCACCUCACGAGAGGCAAGCAGGCUCUGGAGAUUCGAAGCAGCCUGUCUGAAAAGAGGGCCCUGACCGACCCGAUCCAGGGGGCGGCGUGCUCUGCAGAGUCUCUGGUGCGGAAUCUGCAAUGGGCCAAGGCUCAUGAACUUCCAGAAAGUAUGUGUCUUAAAUUUCAGUGUGGUGUUCAGAUUCAGUUGGGAUUUGCAGCAGAGUUUUCCAAUGUCAUGAUAAUCUACACAAGUAUAGUCCACAAACCACCUGAGAUCAUCAUGUGCGAUGCCUAUGUCACCGAUUUUCCACUUGACCUAGAUAUUGACCCAAAAGAUGCAAAUAAAGGAACACCUGAAGAGACGGGCAGCUACUUGGUGUCCAAGGACCUUCCCAAGCAGUGCCUCUACACCAGGCUCAGCUCACUGCAAAAGCUAAAGGAGCAGCUCAUCUUCACAGUGUGUCUAUCGUAUCAGUACUCGGGACUGGAGGACACCGUGGAGGAGAAGCAGGAGGUGAACGUUGGGAAGCCUCUUAUCGCUAAGUUAGACAUGCACCGAGACUUGGGGAGGAAGACGCGCUUUCAGACGUGUCUCACGUCCAGCAGCCCGUACCAGAGCUCUGCAGCCACCUCGGGGGCAGUGGGACACUACCGCUCCUCUCAGGACUCGUUCCACGGUGUCUACCAUUCACAGCUCAGCACCUCGGGCCCCAUCCUUCCUGCAGAUGGCUGUCACUGCAGCCGGACUCAAGAUGCUUUUAUUUCGAGUUACCACACCCACCAUUAUUCUUGCCAGUUCAGUAGAAGCAACGUGCCAGUAGAGACCACUGAUGAGAUGCCAUUCAGUUUCUCCGAUAGGCUCAGGAUUUCUGAAAAGUAACCCUGUGUUUUUGAAAGCACAAUGGCUAGAUGCCUCCUCUGAAGUAGUCUUUAUAGGAAGUAAGGCAUUGUGGAGAGGCAGAUGUGUGACUAUGGAGAGAAAACUAGUAACAACUGUUUCUCACCAGACUUAGGACUUUGAGAUGUUGGAAUCAUAACUAACCACAGACUCCCUUUUGUUCCUCUCAACGCUUUUGUGAAUUGGCUGAUAGGUUCUGUAAGAAUGAAGAAUGUGUGAGUGUGUGUGUGUGUGUGUAACAAAAAACAGUUUUGUUUCAGUCACUCUGAAGAGGGAGAGGUGGGAAUGUCAUUCUGAAUAACGUGGUAUAUUUUUAGCACCAGAAAGAACCUUGCUGAUUAAAUCUCAGCCUGAUUUUUUUUUUUUUGUUUUCACAAUGGUAGAAACAGAUGAGACAUCUUGUCUGAGUUAGAGCUGGCACCACGGCUGGCACUCCAGCAUAUCUGUAUAUCUGUACAUCUGUAUAUAACCUUGAGGAAUGAAUACUUUAGUUUGUGACUGGGACUUUGCUGCAAGUGUCAGUUACAAGGUUUGUAUAUAAAUUUUUAUGUGGAACAGUCUGAAGUUUCGUGCAUAAGUUCAUGAAACCACAUUAGCAGUGGUAAAGCAUUUGUCUGUGAAAGGGACAAAUAAGAGAAAGUUUAAAGAGUAAUUUAGACAGUGGAGGUCAAGCCUUGAGAAGGAAUUGGAUAAUUAUCUGACUCCUCCCAAUCUGCAAGUGCCGCCCUUGAUGAACCUAUUUCUGCUUGAGUUUUACCAGCCUCACAGAUAAUAUCUGCAUCGUUCCGAUUCUCCCUAAAAGCAGGUUUACAAAGGCAACUGGCAGUAACAAGGAAACGUUGAAUUUGCAGUUUUUAAAGUAUCACAGAGAAAACCCAGGUCCAAAUGACUUCCUUGCUGAAUGCUCCAAACAUUAAAAUCAGCCCAAAUUCUUCACAGACUUCCAAAAACAGAAGAGGCAUCCCAGAAUCACCCUGACUCAAAACCAGAGAGAGCUGUCACAAGAAAACUACAGAUAAAUAUCCCUUAGGAAUAUAAACACAAAAAUCACCAACAGCAUAUGGGCAAAUACAAACAGUAUUGGGGCCGGCGCUGUGGUGCAGCAGGUUAAUGUCCUGGCCUGAAGCACCAGCAUCCCAUAUGGGCGCUGGUUCAAGUCCUGGCUGCUCUACUUCCAAUCCAGCUCUCUGCUAUGGCCUGGGAAAGCAGUGGAAGAUGGCCCAAGUUCUUGGGCCCCUACACCCACUUGGGAGACUCAGAAGAAAUUCCUGGCUCCUGGCUUUGGAUAGGUGCAGCUCCAGCCAUUGUGGCCAGUUGUGGCCAUCUGGGGAGUGAACCAGCGGAUGGAAGACAUUUCUCUCUUUCUGCCUCUCCUCUCUCUGUGUAACUCUUUCAAAUAAAUAAAUCUUAUUAUA
This is a messenger RNA of Oryctolagus cuniculus (rabbit), 4172 nucleotides long. It is a transcript of the gene MALT1, whose product is annotated as MALT1 paracaspase. Gene Ontology annotation, molecular function: cysteine-type endopeptidase activity. The record is from RefSeq and is a predicted model, not a curated record. NCBI's taxonomy places the organism in Eukaryota, Metazoa, Chordata, Mammalia, Lagomorpha, Leporidae. Gene Ontology annotation, biological process: T cell receptor signaling pathway; B cell activation; innate immune response.